Molecule: messenger RNA, 805 nt
Organism: Glossina fuscipes
Lineage: Eukaryota; Metazoa; Arthropoda; Insecta; Diptera; Glossinidae
Product: transcription factor Adf-1-like
Exons: 3
Coding region: 107-730 (207 amino acids)
Biological process (GO): regulation of transcription by RNA polymerase II
Cellular component (GO): transcription regulator complex; nucleus
Source: RefSeq, a predicted model, not a curated record
UGGUCAUUGGCAUUCGUAUUAUAGCGAGUUCAUCUAGUUCAUUGUAAUUAUAAAAAUAAAAAGUUUAAUAAUAUUACUAUAGAUAAUUUUAUAUUUUGCAAAAGAUAUGUUUGAAAGAAAGUUGAUCAACGCGGUACGAAGAAAACCACAAGUAUAUAAUAGACGAUUUCCAGGCUUUCGGAAACCAGCUGUAAAAGAAAAAGCCUGGGAAAUCAUAUCUAAAGAAGUGGGCAUGUCUAUUGAACUUUGUAAAGGGAGGUGGAGAACGCUGAGAGACCGCUUUACAAGGGACUUUAAGAAAAAAAUCAUUUCAUGUGGUGCUUCCUCCCCUGAAAUCCAUAAAUGGAAAUUUUACGAUGAUAUGCUGUUUCUAGGAGACUGUAUAGCGCCGAAAAGAACUGAAACAAAUUUCGAUGGCCGACAGUUAGUAGAAUUUAUUGAAGUUCCGGCACCUCCUAGCGACGCAUUUUCGCAAAGUAGCGUACCGAGUUCUGGAAGGAGAUCUCCCUCUUCUAAACAAAAACCUGAAGACAAAUUUUUGGAAGUAAUGGUCAAAAUAAUGGGUUUACUGGAAAGAAAAAUGGAACGAGAGGAAAAAGAUAUUGACGAUCAAUUCGACACGUUUUUGGGGUCUAUGAUCAAAAAGUUGGACAUCCGACAACAGGGCAAUUUGAAAAUAGAGAUUUUAAACUAUGCACACAGGAGAGUAAGUGAAAUUUUGAGCACAUAACGUAUCGUAUAUGUAUAUAUAUAUGUACAUAAAUUCUACAUUUGACUGUUAGGUUACUUCAUAAACUUAUAGAUC